UACGUCUACAGCACCAAAUCUUCACUCUCUCCAGAAAUGGUUUUAUCAACAGAAGGCCGAGUCCGUACAGAUACCGAUGUCUAAUCCAUUUCCGCCACCGCUAAGCGCCGUCGUCGGCGGCGGUGACGUCACUCCUCAACAAAUUCCGCUUUUACCGCCGCCUAACACCGACUCGUUUUCGUCGUCUUCCUCUGAAUCAGCCGCCUCCUCCUCCGCCGCGCCGCCGGUCUCCGCUAUUAUUGUGAUAAUCGUGAUCGCCUCCGCCGUGACAGUCGCCGUCGCUGUUUACCUACUCCGCCACAUCUCCAGAAGGUUCUCGAAUACCUACCGCGACGACGCCGUUUCGCUCCCAAGCGGUUCUCCUAACGUGAACGGUAACCGUCCGAUGCGCCACGUGGCGCCUUCUGGAAUGCUCGAUUCGCUUCCGGUAUUCACCUUCCGCUCCGUCAAUGGAAACCUCGCCGGCGGCGACUGCGCCGUCUGCCUCUGCAAGUUCGAGGCGGACGAUCAGCUCCGUCUUCUUCCGCUCUGCUGCCAUGCCUUCCACGCCUCGUGUAUCGACGCCUGGAUCGUGUCGAAUCUCACCUGUCCGCUCUGCAGGUCCGCCGUGCUCUGCUCCGACGCCGAUUUGCUCCGCAAAAUCGAUUCCGGCGAGAAUGGAAACAGGAGCGGCGGAAGUUUCAGAAUCGAGAUCGGAAGCAUCAGCCGCCACGGUGGCGGAGGCGCGGCGGAGGCGGCGGAAGGAGAUCGGAGAUCCUAUUCCAUAGGCGGUUCCUUCGAAUACAUUCUAGAUGAAAACGGUUACGAGAUUCCGGCAGGAUCCACCGUUCAUCGGAGAGGAACUUCCGAUUGCACCUCGCUUGACAAGGAAUCUUCCGUCGGAAUUCCGACGCCGCAGCCGCCGGGAGAGAUCCUGGCGGCGGAGGUUGCCGGCGGCAGGAACUGGCUGCGGGAGCUAACAUCACGCUCCUUUUCAUCACGCACUAUGUCGUUGAGGAGCUCUGGAAGAUUCUUCGCCGGAAGCAGUCGCCGGAGCGAACACUUGGCGGCAGCGCCGGAGGAUGUGGAGGCGAACCGUGUCGGAGAAGAAAUCAGCGAGUUCUUUCGGUGGCUUUCGGGGGUAUAGCUGUAGAUACUUCUUACCCUGAGGGUAAAAUGGUAAAUUCACUCUUUCCUAUUUCUUUGUAGAAAUUUUCGAAAUCUGGAAUGCUGCGUGCGUGCGGACAAGUAUUACUUAUAUUACAACAUUAUUAUUAUUAUUAUUAUUAUCUUCAAUAUCCUUAAUUACACAAGAAAUGGAAAUAUUGGAUACAAAAUGUCAAAAUAUAUAGUUAAAUUGAGGAUUGCUUAUAUUUACAAAUUGUUUUAUUC
Messenger RNA from Andrographis paniculata, 1371 nucleotides. Its product is annotated as E3 ubiquitin-protein ligase ATL4-like. The record is from RefSeq and is a predicted model, not a curated record. Bases 77 to 1126 code for a protein of 349 amino acids. NCBI's taxonomy places the organism in Eukaryota, Viridiplantae, Streptophyta, Magnoliopsida, Lamiales, Acanthaceae. The transcript has a single exon.